UCUGUCAAUACUUGUCAGUCAUUGUUUCGGUUUCGGUUUCCUUACAUAUUUUCUACCGUAGUAGAACAACUGUUAUGAUCGGAAUCGGUCGAGCUAGUAAGUACCAACAUCGGUUUUUGAUGCUAGUGGUCUUCAAUAAAAGCCACUCGGUAACUACAAGGAGGGUUGUUUUUCUGUACCGUUGUUUUUUGCUUUUCAGAGAAAGAUAUUCAUUCAGUUACUUACUCAUAUUUCGCUAUUGUAAUAAAGGUUUUGGAAUACAAACGGCAGGACCAACAUCUGAAUCGCAUACGCGUUUAACAAAAAUACAAGUAAGUAUUGUCUUGUUUUCUGUUGCUGGCACGCACGACACAAAAGUUCAAUUAAGCUCUUCGAUCUCCUAGUACUCACCAGCCCCCCUCCAGGCGAAUCUGUUGCUUUCGCAAUACCAACGGCAAGAAAAAAAUUGGAUCAGCUUCUUGUUGCAAGAACAAGAGCUACAUCAGAACAAAUCAAAAAAAUGAUGGCCGCUUUUUGCUCCACCAAGCUGAAAAAGUUCCUCCUGUGGUGCUACGCGCCGCUGCUGCUGCUUGAUUUGAUAUGCACUUGGAAAACAAGUAUCGCACUCGUAGUAAUCCUAAAAAAAAAAAUCUUCGCAGUUUAUGCAUAUAGUACAAAUGUCUCUCUAAUUAAUGCAAACCCUCAUGACAAAUUCCAUGCCGACCAAAUUUGUGAUGCGAUUUCUACAAGUAGUGAUGCGACUUGUUUUGCAGUUCAUAUUUGACCACGUGGACGACCAAUGUUGGGACUACUUUUUGUCGUGCUCGCACGCUGAUUAUCAAAUGCAAAAAUGUCUGGGUCUGGAAGGAUGCGAACUUGUGAUGCGCAUUUCACAACACAGACAAAUCUCUCAUGCAUAGGCAGCAAAAGGUGCCCAUUUCCUGUCACCAAAAUGGGGCGACAUUUGUCAUGCAGAUUAAGCAAUGCGGAAGCUUCUCGAAAUCUGUGAUGCUAGGGCUUCCAUGACAGACAUUUUGUGUCAUGCAGAAACAGCAAGACAAAGAUCUGCAUUCUUUCACAGACCCAAACACUUUCGCAAUUCAUACUGAUCUGGAAAAAGCAAAACAAAGAAAAGGCCGAGCCGGAAAAAGUGGGUCGCCUGGCUGGUUUCGCCGCUCGCAUCAAAGCGCUGUUGGGAAAAUCUCCGCGUUUGCCACGUACAGAUACCUUUUUUACGUAACUUCAACAAAUUAGGCUCUAUUUUAGCUCAAAUUAGAACCGGUUCAGGUUAAAAAAGGCAUAUUUUAGGUCGGAAAAUGCAUGGUAAAUGGAUCAAAAGGCGCAAAAUGGCGCCCCUGUUCCCACUAGUAGGACCGGAAAUCCGAUGUAGGGUUCAGAAAAUGAAGCGCAGAGCAAGCUGCUGCGUGAUCUAGGUUUCUGCAUUGGCUAAAUGCGCGCCGCUUUUGUCUUCACCACAUCAGGAACGUCCACACCACGGGGAACAUUAGGGACCUUACGCGAUGCGUUAGAAUGAAGCACGUCGAACCUUUGCUACGCUUGGGCUGGACUGGGUCCAGCCAGAACACAUUGAUGGAUAUUGUGCCUAUUUUGGAAUACAUUUGACCUAGAUUUAUUUCUGCUUGCGCCUAAAGAACACUAUUGGCUUGUGGGUAGUGUUCGAGCCCUCGGUUGACUGUGUACUAGAUUCUUAUUCGUUUGCUCGGUGCGCGUUUCGGAAACCUGCUUGUGAAAGCCAACACAACCCGGAAAAUACAGGCGAUUCCACACUGGAGCAGUGCGACAAGCCGCAGUUGCAGAACGAAGUGGAAAGCGCCAAAAAACGGGAGGAGGGCCUGAAGAACGAAGUCGAGGAAAUUGCGGACGGCGAUUGGGUAUCAAACGCAAAUAUGUCUGGGUCUGGAAGGAUGCAAGGUCUGUCAUGCACAUUUUGCAUGACUCCUGACGUCUGUGAUGCAUGCCAUAGCAUCACAGAUUUAUUUGUGAGGUCUCCCUGAUGCCUAUAUUACCGCAUGAGAAAUGCCCUCUCGCUGUGGCAAAAUAAACUGGACCUCUUUUACUGUUCAUGCAAUACAGAUUAUCGUAGUAUCCAAAUGCAGCAUGACAAGUUUACAAUCUUCCAGACCCAGACAUAUUUGCAAUGCAUAUUGGGCGGACGUGGACACCAUGAAAGCGAAACUGGCGGAAUUCAUCGCAGGUCUGCGUGAACACGCGACCCCCUAUUCUAUGGAUUGCAAAAAUGUCUGGGUCUGGAAGAUUGCAACUUGUCAUGCUACUUCCGAAUAAUGCAAAAAUCUGUGUUGCAUGAGUGCCAAAAGCUGUCCACUUUCGACCAAGUUGGGAGGCAGUUUCUCACGCAGGAUAGGCAUGAUAGAACUCUCACAGAAUCUGUCGUGCUAUGUCCCACAUACCAGACCUCAUGGGUCAAGGUCAUGGGAAACCUGCAUGACAAGUCUGGCAUUCUUCCAGACCCAGACACUUUUGCAGUUGAUAUAUUCCCCCUUUGAUCCGUGCCGCACGCAGCAGGAAGAACUCUGGAAUAUGGAAGUUCGGGAAGUGGUAUCAACUGCAAAAAUGUCUGGGUCUGGAAAAAUCUUCUAACUUGUGAUGCUACGUCUGGAAUCCAAAAAAAUCUAUAUUGCAUGAGCAGCAAAGGGAACGCAACUUUUGCUACGCGGAGAGGGUAUCUGUCAUGCGGAAUUAUAGCCAUCGAGAAAGCCUCAAAAAAUCUACGGCAUGCAUCACAGACAUCAUGGCUCAUGCAAAAUGUGCAUGACAAGUCUCAGAAUCUUCCAGACCCAGACAUAUUUGCAAUGGAUAAGUGAAACUGAGGGCCGCCCUGAAAUCACUGGUUGAGCACUCGACCUUGAGUGAUGUUGGGCAACUAUCAACUGCAAAUAUGUUGUAGUCUGGGUCCUCUGGAAGAGCGCAAGUUUGUCAUGCUCGGCUAGCGUGACUCUCAAGUUUGUCAUGUACGUUGUAGUCCAAAAGCUCAACAUUAUUUCUGUCAAUAAGCAAAGUCGCAGUUUGUGACGCAGAAUAUUUUUAGACAACACCUAGCAAGAACGCUUAGCCGGUACAACUUGUGCGGUCCUCGUGUUUAUUCGCCAUUCAGCAUCAGAAGUUUCCAGACCCAGACAUGUUUGUAAUCCAUAGUCCAUGAAAAUGGUUGUGAAGGAUUUGGUCAAGUGGGAUUAUCCAGAACAGGAGCAGGGAUUUAUGGACAGGAAAAAUCCCCCCUCCCCAUAUUGAAAAGGUAUGUUUCCAAAAAUUUGUGUUGCUGAUUUGUGACCACAAAUCAGGUUUGUCUUACAAGAAGACAAGUGCAGAGGCAUCCGCCCAAUUGUGGAAGCGAUUUGGCAUGCUGUUGGUCCUAGUGGGUAGCCGUUUGCAAUACUGAACGACUACACCUGAGCGCUCCCACCUAGGCUGCGGAUCUGGCCGCAGUGCCUUGCUGCAAGACAAGUCGGAUUUGUGCACGCAAAUCAGCAUCAGAAAUUUCCAUUUUGAUAUGGGGUGGGGGGAUUUUUCAUUUUGAUAGGAUUGUCACGCUAGUCUGGCAUCAUGACUCUGAGCUCUGUAAGUACUUAUUGUGUAGCCGCAAAGAGCUCCUGUCAUGCAAAAAUUUAAUGCACUUGACAACGCAGGACCAGGAGCCGGGCAGAUGUGCCAUUGCACAAUUAAGCGCAAGCGAAACGUGAAGACGAACAAAUAUUAAAGUGAAGCGUUUCAUAAAUACGAAUACCUGAGCAGGACGACGAUUCGAAGUGCAGUACUAUCUUUAUACAACACAGAUCUAUUUGUGAAUCGCAUUAUACCGAUCGGAGAUGAUCAUCACAUACGCCAUAAUUCUUCCUGUUUGUAGAUGCAAAUUGCGUGGUCGAAGCUGCCCUCCUAAUGCAAGCUGCAGCUGCGUUUUUACACGACGAAGAUGAUGAGGUUGACGCAACUAAAACUAAAUCUCUUUGUCUUUUUUCUAUUUACUUCUAACACCAGCCGGAGCACAAGAACGAAAUCCUCUUCGCAACCAAUUAUUCUUCGCCUGCGCCUUGUUGAACAAGUUAUAUUUUUCGAACAGUGUCAUCUGUUGUCAAAAUUACAGACACGCUAAGAUGACCCUUUAGUACUACACUAGAAGUCAUACAAUUUUGCCAAUGUUUUCCUCACCGCUUCGGAGUGGUAGAAGGCCCUGCAUGGUAGAAGAAGUCACUGUUUCGUCCCGACUGGGAGGGAACAGCAACUACAGCAAGGGAGUCGUGUAUUCGUUAUAUAAAAACCAGGGCCGCUUACGCUUUUGCGGGAGCAGGGUUGUAGUACAGCCCGUCCUUACUUUUGCAUUGUAUAUGUUUACAAUGGGCCGCGUGAAGAUAGUCCUCAGGACUAGGAAGACACGACUGCGAAGACAGGAUGUACCGGAAUGAUGAUCUUCCGGUCGGUCUUAU
Messenger RNA from Amoebophrya sp. A120, 4439 nucleotides. Lineage: Eukaryota; Dinophyceae; Syndiniales; Amoebophryaceae. The record is from the annotation of a GenBank genome assembly.